AUGGAGGUCGAUUUUAAUUCAAAUUGUAGCAGAAUAAAUAGCAACAACAACAACAGCAACAACAACAACAGCAACAACAACAACAACAGUAAUAAUAAUAACGACGACGACGAUGACGUUACCAUAGUUGCUUACGAAGGUAUUAAAAAGAAUAAUAAUAAUAAUACUAACAAUAAUAAUAAGAAUAAUAGAAAUAAUAAAAAUAACAACAACAACAAUAAUAAUAAUAAUAACGAAGUUUAUACUUGCUGUGUUAGUAAUAGUAAUAAUAGUAGUAGUAAAAAAUCUAAACACUCGUCGCAUGAAUAUUCUCACAAAGAUAAUAAUAAUAAUAAUAAUAAUAAUAAUAAUAAUAAUAAUAAUAAUAAUAAUAAUAAUAAUAAUAAUAACAACAAUAAUAAUAAUAAUAACAAUAACAUUAAUUUUGGUGGUGAUAAUUUGCUUGAUAGUCACGAUAACAAUAACAGCCAUAACAAUAAUAAUAAUGACAUUAACAACAACUAUAAUACUACUACCACUAAUAACGACAGCAGUAACAAUGACAAUAAUAAUAAUAAUAAUUCUGACAACAACAGCAGCAAUUGCAGUAGCAACAAUAAUAAUAACACUGAUCAUCAGUUGCAACAGCCGAGGGUAAAGAUGGAAUUAAAAAUGGAAAAUUCUCCUAAAUUAACUUCAGCAGCAGCAGUAGCUGCAGUAGCUGCGAGGACGCCAUCAACAGGAAAUGAAUUUAAAAGUGAAUUCAAUCAGAACUAUUUCCUCUCGCCUAGCUACAAAAACACUAAUUUCAAAAUCGCCGACAUUCUGUCGCCGAACAGACUCGCGACAUCGUCAGCAACCGCAACAUCAGCAGCAGCCGCAACAACAACAACAUCAACAACAACGUCGAAAGCCUUGCUACUAGCCACGGCAUCAACGUCAUCGAUAGCAUUAAAAUGCGAACACGUUGAAAAUAUUAUACAAAAAGAUAUUGCCGACAACACGAGCAACAACUCAUGCAACAACAACACCAACAACAACAGCAAUAAUAAUAAUAAUAAUAAUAAUAAUAAUAAUAAUAAUAAUGACGACGACAACAACAACAACAAUAAUAAUAAUAAUAUUGAUGAAGAUGAAGACGACGAUGAUGACAAGCUUUGUGUGGCUGAGAGAUAUAUUCCAUCCAUAAAAAGCGAGAAGGAUGGACUUUUUCUUGUAAAUAACCGAAGUGACGUAACAGCAUCGUGGUCAUUGGCAUCAUCAUCAUCAUCAUCGUUAUCAUUGUUAUCAUUAUCGUCGUCGUCGUCGUCAUCUUCUACAUUGUUAUUAUCAUCGUUGUCGCUUCCAACAGGCAAUAAUAAUAACAUUAAUAACAAUAAUUGCGUGAACGAUAAUAAAUAUAAUAUUGAAUAUUUUAAUUCUAUGCUAGGCAAACAAAGAUCGUCAACUUUCUGCAAGUCGCAAACUCUUAGUCUUGCCCCGGAAAAGCCUUCAUCACCUUCCAGCGUGUCCCUUCGCUGCCACCUCGUCCAGUACCAGGUCAGUCACUCGAAAUCAAGUCAACUACAACACGGGGGCAGGGUUCAUGCACCGACCUACUUACCAGAAGUUGGUCAGGUUGAUGGCGUUGCUGCUACUGCUGCUUCUGUUGCUGCUGCUGCUAUGGACGGCGCUUCAUCUUCUAACGGGGCUUCGCCAGAGAAUAAUAGUAAUAAUAAAAAUAACAACAAUAAUAACAAAAAUAAUAACAUUAGUAAUGACAAAUUUUCGGCGACGACGACAAUAACGACAUGGGCGACUGCUACGUUGGGUACCGGUGGCCAACAAACAGCCUCGCUACAACAAAACGCAGUUAAUGUUGGCGUCACGAACAACAACAACAACAACAACAAUAAUAAUAAUAGUAAUAGUAAUAAAAACGACAUCCACGCACUAUCUGAACGGGGAACAAAAGUUUCACAAACAUCAAUCAGCAUACCUUCCUCUGCUACAAUUAAAUCAAGAUGUGAAGAUGUCAAUGAUGAUGCUGGUGGUUAUGUUUGUGGUGGAGGUGAGAGGAUGGAUGAAGAAUUUCAAUGCAUGGAUAAUGGAACGAAAUCGUUGAUGACGUCGUCGUCGUCGUCGUCUGCUUCGUCCUCGGCCACCAUCAUCAUGGGGAAUGAAGACGAUGACGUAACGAUGACGUGUCACGGCCUGGAUAUACUCAGCUCCAUCGCGGCACAUGCCGAGCACUUGACGUCAUCAUUACCGCCAACGCUAUCGCUGCAACCAUCAUUAUCAGCAUCGCCGUCGAGUCUGUUAUCAUUAUCAUCGCUUUUAUUACCGGUUAACCUGUCUUAUCUUGCGUCGUCGUCGUCACAAAUGACGUCAUCGUCGCUGCAUACCAGUCGCAAGUUGUCGCUCUUCGAUAUUCCGGUUUCUCUGUUUUUGAAUGAAGAUUAUCAGGGUGUUCACCAACAACAACAACAACAAUCACAUCUGCAACAAUCACAUCAACAACAAUCACAGCAACAAUCACAUCAGCAACAAUCACAUCAGCAACAAUCACAUCAACAACAAUCACAUCAGCAACAACAAUCGCAUGAGCAGGGGGAUGAGCAGCAGGAACAUCAGUCUCCUCCGCCAUCUCCAGACCUCUCUCAGUCUUACAACGUGCCGAAGACACAGGUGAACUUCAUCUUCCUUACGACAACGUCAACGACAUCAACGAACUCAUCGCAUCUGUACAACAACCACAACAAUAACAACAACAACAACAAUAAUAAUAGCAACGUUAUAACGACAAUUUAUUCGAGUGAUAUUGAUAGUAUGAUAAAAAGUAACUGCCAUUUCCAUGAGAGUGAGAGUGAGGUUGACCUGAUGAUGAAGUUGCAAGAGGUUAAACUGAUGUACAAGCAGCAGCAUGAUGAACUGGCCAGGCUGCAAAAGAAAUCAACCAAUCACAGGUGA
Molecule: messenger RNA, 2928 nt
Organism: Helobdella robusta
Lineage: Eukaryota; Metazoa; Annelida; Clitellata; Rhynchobdellida; Glossiphoniidae
Exons: 7
Coding region: 1-2928 (975 amino acids)
Source: RefSeq, a predicted model, not a curated record